CAGGGACAGUUCAGCACCCUGAAGCCUGACCCCCAGCCUGGACCAUGGCCUCCCUGGGCCUCCCCCUCCUCGCUCUCAGGGCACUCUGGAUCCUCCCGCUCCUGACUGCCACCCUGAGGGCUCAGAAUAAAAUUUGGGAUGACCCCGUCUGCACAGAGAACGUGUCUGUGACCAGCGGCCACCCAGCAGUCAUGUCCUGCAACAUCUCCAACCCAUUCAAGACUGUCUCCAUCUUUCUGAACAUCUCUGGGAGGGAUCUCCAGCCUCUCUUCAUAGACAAGCCCCCAGGAUACUACUCUGAGCCCGGAAGGCAGUUCUGGGUGGCAGGUGGCAUGGCGCAGCUGGUGAUAGAGGAGGCCUGGGACAGCCACAAGGGGCAGUACAUUUGGAAUCUCCAAGGACAGCAGAGAAAUAUUCUAAUCACUUCACUGAAUGUGUCAGAGUCCAUAGACCUGCGUCCUUCUUCACCAGAGACUAAAAACUUACCUGUCACAACAGCUACCUUCCAGGGUACAGGACUAAAGAAUUAUAGCAAGCUAUCCUGGAAUGAGUCUAUAAUACUUGUCUGCAUUGUUCUUCUUGUCACCGUUAUGGUGCUGGCAUGCAUCGCCUGGCACAAAAGCCGUGGUCCCUCAAAUGCCAAGAGGCUCCUGAUUUAA
This is a messenger RNA of Erinaceus europaeus (western European hedgehog), 659 nucleotides long. RefSeq names its product secreted and transmembrane 1 (gene SECTM1). Bases 45 to 659 code for a protein of 204 amino acids. The transcript has 4 exons. NCBI's taxonomy places the organism in Eukaryota, Metazoa, Chordata, Mammalia, Eulipotyphla, Erinaceidae. Gene Ontology annotation, molecular function: cytokine activity. Gene Ontology annotation, biological process: immune response. The record is from RefSeq and is a predicted model, not a curated record.